CAGUAACAUUCCUGCCCACUGACUCAUAGCAGAUGUAAGCAGCAGCACUACAGAAUUUAAUAGCAAAAACAAUCGCAGUCUGGGAAGGGUUCUGGAAUUCCUUGCAUCAGCUUAAGAAGAUUUAACAACUUUGAGUUCUGUCCAGAGGGGAAAGCUUCCAGAGAAUGAAGAUUUUGAUAGUGAUUGAUUUUGUCCUUGCAGCUAGCCUGACGGAUACUAUUGCGAGCUCUGAUCUACAGAACUGUUUUCGAGAGCAGAUACGACUUCAGGCCCAGGUGAGACUUCUGGAACAUCGUGUGAAACAGCAGCAGUUAAAAAUUAUACAGCUUUUAGAGAAGAAAGAGAUACAGUACAGUGACAGAGGAGAUGAAAACAGUGCCAUUGACUUGGGAGGAAAAAGACAGUAUUCAGAUUGUGCUGAAAUCUACAACGAUGGCCACAAGCAAAGUGGAUUUUAUAAGAUGAAACCUAUCCAGAGUCCUAAUGAAUUCCUGGCCUUCUGUGACAUGUCUGAAGGGGGUGGUUGGACUGUUUUUCAGAGGCGUUCUGAUGGCAGCCAGAAUUUUGAUAGAGGCUGGACUGACUAUGAAGAAGGCUUUGGAAAUUUUGUUUUGACAAAUGGUGAAUAUUGGCUUGGAAAUAAAAAUCUUCAUUACUUGACCAGUCAAGGGAACUAUACUUUAAGAAUUGAUCUAACUGAUUUUGAAGGAGAACGGCGUUUUGCACAAUAUACAAGAUUUGGAGUUGCCAGUGAAGAGCAUUCUUAUGAGAUGAACUGUGGUGAAUAUUCUGGCACAGCUGGUGAUUCCCUGACAGGGGGGUUUCAUCCUGAAGUAAAAUGGUGGGCUGAUCAUCGAGGAAUGAAAUUCAGUACUCGAGACAGGGACAAUGACAACUAUGAAGGCAACUGUGCUGAAGAGGAAAAGGCUGGUUGGUGGUUUAACAGGUGUCACUCAGCCAACCUGAAUGGUUUGUACUACAAAGGCCCCUAUACUGCGAAGACGGACAAUGGAAUUGUUUGGUACACUUGGCAUGGGUGGUGGUAUUCUCUGAAAUCUGUUGUAAUGAAGGUCAGACCAGCAGACUUUGAACCUAAUAUUGUUUAAGUAUUUUAUUAAGACGAUUUGUCCAGUUAAUCUUUCAGCAAAUCAAUCCAAACUAAAACGGAUGGGCAGAUUUUUGCUUCUCAUAUAUGCUUAUAUAAAUCUGGAAUAAUUCCUCUGCAACUAAAAGCUUUAUGAGACAUAAAUCAGAAGAGAAUCUGGCCUAUGAAUUCAUAGAUACAAACACUACUGCUAAUAUGUCUAUGGGUUUGUUUGUUGUUUUUUUUAAAAGGCAGAGUUUGCCUAGGAAUAAGGACAUCUUUGUAAGCAUGGAGUAUUUUUGUCUUGGAACAGGUUGCACAGAGAGGGUGUGGAUGCUCCAUCCCUGGAGGUGUCCAAGGCCAGGCUGGAUGGGGCUUUGGGCAACCGGAUCUAGUGGGUGGCAUCUCUGCCCAUGGCAGGAGGGUUGGAGUUGGAUAAUCUUAAAGAUCCCCUCCAACCCAAGCCAUUCUGUGAUUCGAUGAUUUUAUGAAAAGUGCCUACAAAUCCUUUAACUUUUUUAAUAGAAAAAUAUAUUGUCACUGUCAUGUCUCAAAAAUUAAAAUGAAUUGUAUGCAUUGCACACAAAAAAUUAUCUAAAUAGAACCUUAAGGUUGGUUUACUCAGUGGAUGUACUUUCUCUAGAAUGAACCAAGGCUUUAGAAGAAAGCUGUUGUCUGUAAAUGCCUCUGAUUACUUCUAUUUGUUGCAUGUGUUGUGUACAGAACAUAUAUAAAAAACAUAAAGAAUGAUGCAGGAAACUAGAGGAAGAGAAGGGAUGCUACUAGGCAAGAAUCAAAUGAGUUUCUAGAGAUUUCAUUUAAAUCAAAGAUUUUCAGAUGGUCAGUAAUUAUGCCUUUCUUCUUUUUAGUAACCAGAUAGAUAUCCUGGACUUUAGUAUAUUGACAUUUUGGAGUUUACCAAAAGGUUUAAUAACAAAAGCUGCAACUAAUUUUAAUGUGAGCUAUGCUUUGAACAUAAUGCAUGUGUAGAGGGAAUUAUGUUUCACGUGCAGUCUGGAAUCUGGCGUUUAGCAGUUCUUAGUGCUUGAUUCCAUAAAUCCUUACUAUCUUUACGUACCUGUUAACUUCCACAGCUCUCACAGUUUGAAUGCCCUGUUCAGUCAGUUCUAAGUGGUUCUGCUUCUAAGCCUCUAUCUUCUCCUUUUCUUCUGUCUUUCUCUUGGCUCUCUGGGCUUUUCCCCUUCUCAAGCUACAGAUCCACAUUAUUCUUGUACAAGAAAAAUCAUAAGAGAAAUUCUGCCUAUCCAUAGCUUUUGUGCCUAGCACCACAGUAGACUGUAAUAGCCAAUAAUAAUAAAAAAUACUGGUUGAUGCAUUCUGCCAUGGAGAAGGAUAGACACACUCGCUAGAAAGUUACCUGAUGAAAUGUAAUCCAUUUCAGCUGAGCAGAUAAGAAUGAUGAUUUUAUAAAACACGUGGAUCUGAGCCAAAUUUAGACACUUUUCUUUUCCUGCUUUCACAAAACAGAUGCUACUUUUGUGGUUGGACUAUAAAUCUAUCUCCUCCUGUCCAAAUACAGUAUUUGAACCUCAAGACGAUUUUCAGUCAAGAUUAACAUAAUAACUUUUGGCAAUCUACCAGCCAUCUCACAUCUAUAUUUAUAUGAAUACAUGUCAGCCGAAUGAGAACUCCCUGCAUAGCUGUUGUUCCUUCCAUUUCCAUUCUCUAAAAACAGAAGUUGGGUGAGAAUCCUUGAAAUAAGUGCUUGGAAUAAGGGAUGCAGAAUCUGUAGAACAACUGGGAAAAAAAAGAGAGGUUCAUAUAAAACAGUACCUCACUCACUGAAAUAAAUUACAUCUAACCAGAAAAAGGAAGUUAAGAAAAAACGGGGUUGAGGCAGCUAAAAAGAAAAUUGUCCUGUAAAAAUAACAUUGAUAAACAUUUGGAAUACAGAGAUCUUUCAGUCUGAGCUUUUUGUGGUAAUAAGAGCUUUUCUAGAUCAUACAGCCUUUUUCUUAAUGUAUCAAGAGAUACUCUGCUAGAGAUUUCUAGUUUUUAGCACAUUCCUGUAUCCCUGCACGAGAGGACCAAUGGAUAGCUCUGUAAUUGCUUAUCUGAAGCCUUGGUUAAUCAGUUAAACCAAGUUAAAUUCUCUAUCUGACAAGAAGACACCCUAGCCUCUGUAUGUAUGGGUGUGUAUACAUAUAUAUGAAUAUGUACAUGUAUAUAUUCAGCAUUCGAUGUCUGAUAUGUAUCCAAUCUAAUUAGAGAAUUUUAAAUAUGUUCCUGCAUAACUCUGGGAGCAAGUCUAUAGGUUUGGGUCAUUAAAAACACAAUGGGAGUUUUGGAGUGGUUUAAAAACAUAUAAGUGCAGUAUUUUGUAUCAUGAUUUUCAAGUUAUUUUGCUACUCUAGGAGGAGAAAUAUUUAAUUCCUUGCAAAAACAUGGAUAACAUUAUGUUGAAAUUGUAAAAACAGUCUUAAUUUUUCACAGGAAAAUGGAAAGAUUAGCUCAUAUAUUUGGAGAGUAUUAAGACAGAUCACAUAACACUUAAUUUAAAUGAAAGACAUAGAAGAUUUAAGGACAACAAAGUUGGAUGUCUAGCACGGACUUUUGCUAAUGUGUACAAAUUGUUCUCAUAAAAUCUGCAGUAUUUUUGUUGUUGUUUGUGGCAACAUAAAUCCAUCCUCUUUGCUUAUGAGAAUGUUAAUGACAUCUUCCAGCUGAGUGAGGGGUGGAAUAUAAUUAUUAUACUCUGAUGUAAAAUUUGACCCCCUUUUCUAUAUUGGAAAUCAUAAAAUGGAGGAACAAAUCUUUCUUUGUACAUCUCAAAAUGCAUUUAUACAUUUAUUUGGACUGAAUGCUCUUCAGAAUAAUGUCUUUGGCAUCCUAGCUGUCUGAAAAGCACCUAGCAUAUUGCUAGCAAUACACAAAUACAGUUUUUAAUUCCUACCAUCUCUAUGGUCUUUUGUUGCUCCAUGGCAUUUUGGCUCUAUGGCUUUUUCUCUGUUGAUCCUUUUGGUUACAUGUGAAAGAGGUGUUGUAAUUCAAAAUGGUCAUAUAACUGUUCUCAGAUAAACAACCUCUUUAUUUUCAAAGAGGAAAUUUAAAUACCUUCUGGAAAGGAGAUUACAGCAUAGAAGAUCAGCCACGAGUAUUCUUUUAUUUGCCUGGCAUGUCCUGUUGGUAAUUAUUUAUUUCCUUAACAAGUAUGAACAUGUUGUAGGGGAAUCUUUAUUCUUACAAGAUAGAAGAGCAAAGGCCAGGUUUUGUUUGUUUUUUUUUUUUUUAUUGUUGUUGUUCAGGCAUUAGAACAACAUAAUAACUCCCAAAUAGCUGAAGAUGAAUGCAUAUCUCUUGAUAUAAAUCAUAUAACCCAAAAGAAAAGGAAGAAGAAUCAAGGAAAUAACAAGGAAACUGUUUUGUCAGUGAUGAUUUCAUAAAGAACAUAAUCAUAGCUACAAGCAACAUGCAGUCAGAAGUGCCUCUUCUUGUAAUACUUGUUCAAGGGAAACAUCUUUAUAUUUUCAGUUGUCUAGUUCCGUUUUCUUCCAUUUGCUAAACAUUUUGGAUAUUAAAACAAUGGAAACCACAGCCCAGGUGAAUUAAAUGGGUGGUAAAAGAGCCCUAUGUGUUACAACAGUUGUUUUUGCUACAACAUUUAGUACACGCUGACAAUGAGCUGAGGCCUACUUCUGACCUGCUUCUUUCCAGUGGAGACUCGUCUCUUCAGCUCUACUGUCUGUGUCUCCCCAGCAUCCCCCACACUGCUAUUUCUAACACCAGCUCUUGAACCUCUUCUCUGCUCUGUCAAAGCUACUUCUUGCUGUUAGCAAAAUGGUAUACAUAUCCAGAAAAACAAAUUGAACCACAGCUUGCCACAUCCAUUAACAUUCCUAUCAUGGUUCUUUAAUUUACUCCUCAUUAGCUCAAGAAUGAAAAUGCAACUUUUUAUACUUUUUUUUUUCACUUUUUUUUUUUUUCCCUAGCUUCAGUAGUAGGUGCUCUUUGGCAGUUGUGAAAGAGGUAGAAAGAGCAGAAAAAAUAGCCAGGAAAGUAUUCUGUAUCUAGAUUUUCAAACAUGUCUACUUAUUUCUGUCUUGUUUUCUUGUUUGCUUUUUGUUUGUUUCUUUCUUUGUUUGUUUUAAUUGACUAUUAAAGUUUAAAGUAGAAAGCAAAAACCAGAGCUAUUCAACACCAGGA
Molecule: messenger RNA, 5248 nt
Organism: Anas platyrhynchos (mallard)
Lineage: Eukaryota; Metazoa; Chordata; Aves; Anseriformes; Anatidae
Gene: FGL1
Product: fibrinogen like 1
Biological process (GO): positive regulation of heterotypic cell-cell adhesion; blood coagulation, common pathway; platelet aggregation
Cellular component (GO): fibrinogen complex
Molecular function (GO): protein-macromolecule adaptor activity; extracellular matrix structural constituent
Source: RefSeq, a predicted model, not a curated record